AUGCCCCACGGAACCAAAGACCACCCUUCAACCCCCCUCCUCCAAACCCUCACCUUAACCCUCAUCUCCCUCAUCCUCGGCCAAAAAAUCUCCUACCUAAUCCUAACAAUUCUCCUGGGCACCUGGACCCGCGACAAACUCGUCCUCUACAAAGCCGUGCUGGAGAAACGCACCGCCGCCCGCGCCGAGCAAGUCCGUCAGCAACGCCUACGCGAUAUCAACUUUAUCUCCGCGCAGUUGGGGAAGAGGGUUAUCGAUGCACUCAAUUCGAGUUCGAGUACGAAUACGGCUGAGGGGAGGAAUGUUCUUGAGGCCUUGAAGAGUCAGCAGAGUGAUAUUGUUGAGAAGGCUUCUUCGGGGGGUUGGGAGGAUUAUUAUCGGGACCAAAGUGGCAGUCAGGGCUUGGAUCAGUUGUUGAAGGGAACGAGUAAACCCAAGCUGAACGGUCUUGAGAAGAAUCAGAUUCAGUAUAACUAUGUUUCUGUUGAUCGCUUUGCGAACCUGUCGCCGCCUGCGUCGCCUAAGUUGGAGGUUGUGGCUGCGCCUGUUGUUGUUGCUGCUGGUUAUAAGUAA
Messenger RNA from Monascus purpureus, 573 nucleotides. The record is from the annotation of a GenBank genome assembly. Lineage: Eukaryota; Fungi; Ascomycota; Eurotiomycetes; Eurotiales; Aspergillaceae.